AUGUCGGCCGAGGUCGUUCCUCCCACCGCCGGGCAUCCGUCCUUCCGGCAGGACAUAUUCCACAAUGCCAUCUCUGGAACAGAGGAGGAUGGGAGCACGGGUGACGCUCGAAAGCUGGGAGCCCUUCAGCGGGCUAGUGAUCAAAUCGCUUCCCGAGUACGACCUCAGCUCGAUGCACCCGCAAAAGAAGUAUUCGAUAGUGUACGUUCGACGGUAGAGGUCUUCGACGGUAUCGCAGAGGAACGAUUACGGUUUAUGCCUGAGAAUGGCAGUCAACUUGAUCGAGCUUCCAAACAAGCCGUGGUCCUAGUGGGCCGGUUGGAGCAGCUCGCCCGACUAAUGUCGAGUUUCACAUCCGGAACCGAGCGCGCAAUCCGACUAAUGGGGGGAAGCUUUCUAUUGCUUCUGCAGUGUGGUUCAGAACAACCAAAACUCCUAGCCUCGCUGUUUCAGAUAUUCCAUAGACUUGCGGUUGAGUUGUCGCAUGUGAGGAACAAUCUGGAGCUCUUAAUGUCCGACAACGUUGCACAACAAGAGCUUGUUGCUGCGUAUGCUGAGCUAUGUGGGCUCAUUUGUUCAGCCAGUGUGCACUAUUUUCAAAAGGCUCAUGGCUCCUCCAAGGCUCUGGAUACAUCCGAUUUACAAUUUCGAUUCAAACCACAGAUUCAAGCAUUCCAUUCCCAUCGGAUCGCGGUUAAAGAAAGACUUUGGAGUAGACUUAUCAUGAGUGAUGUCAGUGUAGAUCCAUCAGAAAAGGUGCAAGAGAUAUGGGAGUACUUGUCCGUCAAGGAUCGGGUGGCUUCGAGGGUCCUUUCUGCGCGUUCACCUCAGCCCGCAGAGUACACCUGCGAGUGGUUUUCCAAUAGACUUUCUCAGAUACGGUCGAGCGAGAGCCAGUUAUUUACUGUAACUGGUGACACGGGCACUGGGAAGACUGUUUUAUCUGAGUGGAUCGUCCAGCAACUUCAAACAUCAAUGGAUCCACAUGACUAUGAUGUAGUCACGUUCAGAGUUUACGAUGAUAUUAGCGCUACUACCGGUCCUAUAGGUUUAGCGAAAGGGCUACUAUUGGAGAUACUCGGGCGUCAAGCAAAGGAUGGAGACCUAUUAAGGGCUCUGGAACGCUCAAUGCACCUGCACUCGUCCGGGGCGUCCAGUAAGAGUGUUGAGGACUCUCUAUGGCAGGCUAUAAACAUUGCCGUGAGAGAAACAGGCAAAAUGAUGGUUAUACUCGAUGGUAUCGACAGUCUCAACGGGGAUCCAGAGGUUAUUCCACGUCUCUUUGAUCACUUGAAAACGCUGGUUUCACAAAGCCCUGCAAUCAAAGUGAUUACCCUGUUCAGGCCCUUGAAUGGUGUGCCUAGUGAUGCUUACCGGAUCAAGAUCGAGCCAAACCAGACCGCAAGCGAUGUUCGAACAGUAGUUCGCAAUGAGAUUGAGUGCUCCGAAGUGUGCAUUGGGCUAACAUUAGGAGACCGAGAGGAGAUCGAGACUGGAAUUGUAAAGAAAGCAAACGGAUGUUUUCCUCUUGCACAAUUGGCGGUCGGUCAGUUGAAUGCCUUGAGAACUUCGUCAGACAUGAUAGCUCUGGUGCAAAGAAUACCUUCUUUGCUUCAAGAUAUGUUAAAGCAGACACUCGAUUCGAUUGAUCUGAGUGAUUGGACAGCCCGAUCAGUAUUGGCUUGGAUGAUCGUUUCCCACCGCCCUCUACGAGUGGAAGAGAUUCGUUCUCUUUUGGAGAUCGACACAAAAAGGACGGAGGUUGUACCUCGUGUAGGAAAUGCAGAAGGCGACAUUCGUCGGAUGCUUGGCUCUUUUAUUACCAUUGAAGACGAAGUAAUUUCCUUUAGAUCUUCUGCCCUACGACAGUAUAUUAUCAAUCAGGCGAAGUCAGCCGCUGGUGACAGUGACAAAGGAAAACUGCCACUGACCAUGAAGGAAGCGCAUUCCGACCUUCUUACGCGGCUGCUAGCCUAUGUGAAGCUCAAUGUGACUGAUGAGGUAGAGGUGUCCACGACACCUUUGAGCGAGUCUGUCCAACGCAAAUAUUUUGAUCAAUAUCAACUUCUCGAGUAUGCGGCAAGGUAUUGGACGCUGCACUUUAGGUCUUCUCAGAUGAACGAAAAGGAAAGAGACAACUUCAUGGUAACCAAUCUAGUCAAGCGGAGCUUCCCGGACUCCGUUUUGCUUGCACUGCUUGAAGGUGGCUGCCAUCAACUGCAAUAUCUGCCGUACCAGGUGCAGGAGCUGCAGGUCUUUUCCGUCCAGCUUCGUCGGCAGCUCUUCCCUGACCUUUCCCUGUCACUUUUGCAAAGCUUAAUCAGCGCUGCACAAGUUUCACAGCGGCUUGGAUCCGCUGACACUGCUGAUUAUUCCUAUGAGGCCUGGAGAAAGAGCAUCUCCCUCUUGGGAUCGCGCAAUAUCGUUACGAGAUUUAGCGCAGAGAUCUUCAUUGACGUUGUAGCCCAAAGGGACUCUAGGGACAAGGCUUUCUUGGACCACAAGGAGGAAGUACUAGAAUAUCUGUUGCAAGCAACCAAGGAAGAAGUCGGAUUCUCAAAUGAUGUGGCAAUCAAAUACACACAGAUGCUUCUUGAUCACCAGGUCACUCUGAAACACAAGGAGUCGGUGAGAAGAUUAUCCAAAGAGCUCUUUGAGAUGGGCAUUACUCGAUAUGGCCAGCACUCUCGCGAGAUGGAAGAAACAACUGAGCACAUAUACAGGCAACUUGAAAGACUUUCUAUGCCUGACGUUACUGCAGAAAUAUUGCAGACCGAACAUGAAUUUUCGAGGCAGAGUUUGGCGGUCACCGACCAACGUAUGAUCGAUUCGACGUUGCAAAUGGUCAAGGUCUACGAGGAAGGAGGGGAAACCUCCAAAGCCGAUGCGCUCUUCAUGGAUACAUGGAGAAAGCUUUUAGCCGUUGAGGACACCUCGGAUACUGUCAUCAAGCAACAGGCAGAAUUCACUAUAAGGUACGCUGAGUAUUUAGAGCGGCAUUCUCGUAAGGAAGAGGCAGAAUCCGUUACCAGCGCUGCGUGGUUCUGCUUGGAAGCUCAGGCUUCUCGCUUUGACCAGUUAAGCUCAACUUUUGAAUUGGUACUCGGUCAUAUUCGGAAAAUGAAAUGGGACGCACUAGCCCAAUCUGCCAUGGGAACAUUGUGGAAAUCUUGCAAGUCCCAGAAGCAAGUCUCACACCGGCUUGUCCAAGUCACCGCAUCAUUAGCCCAGACUGUGCAGCAAUCUAGCUCUACCGCCUCAUCAGGCGAGGCGUCUAUGUCUCAGGAACAAAUUGAGAUAAUCCAUGAGAUUUUGGAGUCUGCCAGAUCAGUAGGGAUGCAUUCAUCCGAUACUGCACUGGCUUCGAUGAAGGCCGCUAAGCAGGUGGCAUCUCCAUUGAUGGAAAGUGAACGAUACGUGGAGGCUGCUAGUAUAUAUUGUCGGGCUCUGUCUCAUCUCUGGGCCGAGAUUGACAGCAAGUCGACGACGAUACGACUCAGCGAUAACGUUGAUGAAACGGUCGAACUAGCCACAAGCCUUGCGGAGUGUUACUUCAAGGAUCUGCAAAUUGAAAAGGCGGCACUGGUUUAUCAGAACAUCCUGGAGGCCGUGCUCUCCUCUGAUGCAACUGAUACUCAGAUGGUUCGAUUCACCGCGGACAAAGUAAUUACUUUUUACCAAACCAUAUAUCGCUUCCUUGACGCAAUAAAGACGUACGGACGCUUGUAUAGGAAUAUUUCAUCGCGCUUAGGCAAGGCUCACAAGCAGAGCAUUGAGAUACUGUACGAGUGCGGAGACCUGGCAAAGAGGUGUCACCUGAAAAAGGAAGCUGAACAAGCAUAUCAAGAAAUAUACAACAACCUUGGCCACAACAGUCAGUUAGACCAUCGAGCCAUUGCCGCUGCUCGUGCUCUGGCUACCAUUUACGAAGAAACAGAAAGGUGGACAAAUGCAAGGGGCGUUUAUGAGACGCUGUGGCGUACAAUUUCCACCAGCGACAAGGACCAUGUGGUAGAUAGUGAGCUUGUCGAAGAGGUCUACCAGCAUUAUAUGACUUUAUUGGAGACAAAGCUGGAUGCAAAUGUCGUGGAAAUUCAUGAUCUGGCAGCUAGCUAUCGCAAGAUUUGCCAAAGACGGCAUGGAAGCUCCAGUAGACAAGUCUACGAGGCAACACUUUCUUUGGCAGAAAGUUCUCGCAGAGAUGAGAGAUACCAUGACGAAGCAGUGGAGCUGUAUGAAGCAGCUCUUGAGCAGAGUGAAACUUUCGCCGGGCGACAGGAAAUAACCACAAUGGCCAUGAAGCGCUGUUUGGCAGAUCUCUAUGCCCGCCAGUCUCGGACCACCCAUAAGGCUGCUGCGCUAUACAGAGAAAGAUUUACCUCUUCUGUUCAUGAGCAUGGAUAUGCCUCUCAGGAAUAUAGUCUCCCGCAGUUGCGGGAAUUACUACAACUACUGCAUCGACAGAACAGUAAAGUUGCUCAUCAGGACCUUCAGGAGACUCUCGGAACAAGUACGGUGGCAGCCUUCGAGGAGAAGACCGACAGCCAGCAUUUGUACACCGCAGCUGUCGAGCUUGCGCAAAUGGCCGCCAGCUUCGUUGUCGCAUUUGAGAUGUCUCUGAGGAAUAGUCACAAUUAUGCAUCCAUGAUGGCCGACCUUAUCGCAGAGAUUCAGCUCUACUCAACGUUCCAUCACGCCAGAAAACAGAAGGGCUUCAUCCACACGUUCAUUGCUGGAAUUCGCUUGAUGAACUUCCAAAGCCUCAAUGGUUGGACUGAAAAUGCCAACACCACUGAUGCAGAGUUGUUCCAGUUGUUUACAGAGCGGUUCACUGGUGUUGAAACUGGCAAGACAGUUCUGCGAGAGUUCUACGACAUCUGUAUCUCGCAGGCACCACAGGGAAGCCUAGUGAGGAGAUUGACUCGCGUGAUCGUCGAUAAUGUUUAUCAAAAGCUGGCUACCAGUCGUUUUCGACAAGCGUAUAGCCAUGCCACCAUACUUCACGAGUUCGUCAAAGAUUCCGGCGGAUUUCAGGAUCAGGACAGUACCCGAGAUGGCGUAAAACUCUCCGAGCAUCUUCUUGUCCAAGGCUCCCGGAAAUGUCCCGAUCGUGAACUGGGUGGGAAAAUGCUAGUACUCUCCAAGACCAUUUUGCAUGAGAUUGUCUCCUCUUAUCAUGAGAAAGGGGUGAAUCUCACGGACUUUGAGACCACGGAUCUCAAUCAACUUGCAAUCUUGUUAGGUGGCCAGAGGAACUUUGAAGAUCUAGAGUUCCUCCUGAGCGAGUUGUGGUCCUCUCGGGUUGUUCAAAAGACAUGGUCUUCGGAUACUAUCAUUCUGGUGGGACGUCGGUUAGUCGAGGCCCGCUUCUCAAAUGGUCGGACUAUGCAAGCGACUCAGCUGUGCGGGGAUCUAUGCUAUAAUGUCAAGCGAGUCUGGGGUCAAUUUGAUCGAAGUGCUCUAGAGUUGACUAAUCUACUCUCUGCUCUCUACACCACUGAAGGUGAUCACGUUCGCGCGAUGGGGGUACACGAAUCUGUCCUACGCCAGCUCCUCGAGGAUAGCACAGAUAUCACGCUGUCGGAAGCGGCUGAGAUUGCCUCCAAGCAAACGGCAUUGAUCCAGAGAUGCUACCAGCGCAACGGUGGCUGGAGCAAGGGAUCGGAUAGGUAUGAGAACAUGUUCAACCGACUAAAUGAGAAAUUUGCCAAAGAAAAGAAAUGGGCGAGACGGAACCCGCAGCACUGGACGGUCAAGGAAGUUGACAAAUUGGGCGUGUGGGAGGCUCCACACGAUUAUGGAUUUCUCAUGGCUGGUAAGGGCGCUACACAUCAGAACCAGCUGCGCAAGGCCAGUGAGCCGGAUAUUGAAUCCUCUUCAAACACAUACCAGAGUGGGAGGGCCCAGCAGGUUUCAUGA
Molecule: messenger RNA, 5919 nt
Organism: Aspergillus nomiae NRRL 13137
Lineage: Eukaryota; Fungi; Ascomycota; Eurotiomycetes; Eurotiales; Aspergillaceae
Exons: 5
Coding region: 1-5919 (1972 amino acids)
Molecular function (GO): protein binding; ATP hydrolysis activity
Source: RefSeq, a predicted model, not a curated record